AAUAAUAUCCGACAGAAGCUGAAACAAACGCAUCCUAAUAGCAAUUAUUGUCAUCCAGCCAACCGACCAAACAAAUAAACAUCGUGUUUUGUUUUUUGUCUAUUUGAACGAAUAAUUUGCAUCACUUGUCAAAAAAAAACUAAAAGAAGAAGGAAUUUUAACCAAAAAAUCACGAUGCUCAACAAAUUAUCAACAUUAAAAUCAUCACAAACGUCAUCAUCAUCAUCAUCAUUGUCGUCGUCGUCAUCAUCAUCGACAGCAAAAAUGACCAAUAAUGGACAACAACAACCAUUUAGCCGAUUCAUGUGGAUAUUUGUAUUGGCUGUAUUGGUCACUUAUUUCGGUACAUCAUUUGCAUAUCCAGCUAAUGUUGGCUUAAUGAUGACAAGGAAAUAUCCUGUAAAUGUUGAAGUAGAAAAUCCCGAAGAAUUAAUCAGUACAUUGGAUAAUUUGAUUCAAAAUAUUUUAGUUGGUAUUGAUUCAUCACAUUUAUCAUCAUCAUCAUCAUCGAAUAAUAAUUUACAACAACAACUUUCCGAUAAAAAUUCUGGACCAAAUAAACGUGGAAUUGAUUUGGGAUUAUCUCGUGGAUUUUCCGGUAGUCAAGCUGCUAAACAUAUGAUGGGUAUGUCAGCUGCAAGUUUUGCUAAUGGACCUGGACGACGACGACGUCGUUAAUCAUAUUCAGAUCUCAUCUAGAUUUAACACUUAACACGCAAACAUUGACCAAAAAAAAGCACGCUAAAACUCAAAUUGUAGAAAUGAUUAUUGUCGGAAAUCACCACCAAAAUAAUAAUAAUCAUCAGUAUUAUCAUCGUGGUCAUCAUCAUCAUCAUCGAAAAAAUGAAAUUAAACCUCUCUCUCUCUCUCUCUUGAUUGAUUGAUCUUUGCUGUCGUUGAUUUUAAACACCAUACACCAUACACACACACACACACACAAACCUAUCAAUCAUUUAUCUGGUUUUGCAUCCAAAAAUUAUCAUUUUGCGAAAACAAAAAAUAUGAAAAAAUUAACCCUCCGUUAACUAAAUAAAUAAAAAUGAAUUAAUUUACCAACCCGAAUCAUAGGUUAUUGAUUCAACACACACUUGCAUCUAUUUGAUUUGAUUUCUUUAUUUUCUUGCUGUAAACCAAAAAACCAGAAAAAACAAAGACUGAAAAAAAUGA
Messenger RNA from Dermatophagoides pteronyssinus (European house dust mite), 1167 nucleotides. It is a transcript of the gene Dh31, whose product is annotated as diuretic hormone class 2. NCBI's taxonomy places the organism in Eukaryota, Metazoa, Arthropoda, Arachnida, Sarcoptiformes, Pyroglyphidae. Gene Ontology annotation, molecular function: G protein-coupled receptor binding; diuretic hormone activity. Gene Ontology annotation, biological process: body fluid secretion. The record is from RefSeq and is a predicted model, not a curated record.